This is a messenger RNA of Lytechinus variegatus (green sea urchin), 3123 nucleotides long. Its product is annotated as G-protein coupled receptor GRL101-like. Gene Ontology annotation, molecular function: protein binding; G protein-coupled receptor activity. The coding region runs from base 35 to 2473 and encodes 812 amino acids. NCBI's taxonomy places the organism in Eukaryota, Metazoa, Echinodermata, Echinoidea, Temnopleuroida, Toxopneustidae. The record is from RefSeq and is a predicted model, not a curated record. The transcript has 15 exons. Gene Ontology annotation, cellular component: membrane. Gene Ontology annotation, biological process: G protein-coupled receptor signaling pathway.
GAGCAGAAAGAAAAACAAAUAUAUUUAAUGAGGAAUGGAAUCGGUGUAUAGUCUUUUCGUCGUGUUCCUUUUAUCUGCAUCAGGUUCGUUUGGCCUAAACACCUGCAACAAUGAUGGCGCCUAUAUCACUACACUAGUAUCACCCGACCAUCCGGGGAACUAUCCUGCUGACACCCAGAUGGAGUGGACAGUUGUGACCGAGCCUGAUCAGACAGUAUUGAUUGACGUCAAAAUUCUGGAGGUUGAGUUUCCUUGGGAUAGGGUGCAUAUUCGCCAUACCACCUCCGAAGGGAUAACUGCUACCAAUCUCUCAUUGGCCAGUAGUUCUGUGACGUCACUUAUCCUCCCGGGAGGGUCCACAGUCGUGAGUCUGUGUACUGAUUCCAUGGAGCAGCGCCAGGGUUUUGCGAUGGAGUUCACGUCAUACAGUAAUGAAACAUCGUUGGUUGACGCUCUGGGAGAUUAUUUCUCAUGUAACUCUAGUAUUGAAUACAUCCGGGUCUCUGCAAGGUGUGAUGGGAUAGUUGACUGCCAUGACUUCUCCGAUGAAAUUGGAUGUGACGAAUGCAAUUCUGCUUCAUACCGAUGUAACGGAAGUGAUAUUUGUCUUAUUCCCACAUUGCAAUGCGACGGAAAAGUCGAUUGCCCACAUGGAGACGAUGAGAUGCUUUGUGAUACACUUCGAUGCCCGUCGACUUGUUCUUGCGGUGAAUCUCAGAAAACGCCCCCGUUAUCUUUUGGAUGCACCGAUUCUGAAUGGGUUCCAUUUUGGGUGAACUGCUCGGUUGACUGGAAGAAAGACUACGCCAAAGAAAUUGCUCCAAAGGCUGUAUUCAUAAAUCUUGCUGGUGCUUCCAUUGGACAUCUGGAGAAGGGUUCCUUCUCCGAACUCAGCAAUGCAUAUGAUUUGGAACUGAAAUCGACUGGACUAAGCCAUUUACCACCUGGUAUUUUUGUUGGACUUCAUCGUCUUUGGAGAUUGUCACUCAAAAACAAUAGUCUGACUGUUCUUGAGAAGGGCACAUUUGAAGGUCUUCGUAAUUUAGGGAGAUUACGGCUGGAAAUGAACCGGAUUACUCAGUUGGAUGGCGGCUGCUUCACAGGUCUGGAUCGACUCUCUUUCAUAGAUUUUGAACACAAUGAUUUGGCAACAAUACCACCUGGAGCGUUUGCUGAAGUUGGAGGCAGCCUUAAAUUUUUGAUUAUCACUCAUAAUCGUUUGACAUCACUUAAUUCAUCCUAUUUUUACGGGCUUAACAAUAUUGAUAUCUUAUCAGUUCAAGGGAAUCCAAUCACAAACAUCGAACCAGGAGCCUUAAAUGGACUGCCUACAUUACGUGAUGUGCGACUUCUUUCAUCAGACAGAAUCCGUCUUCAACCCGAUACAUUCGUGGGCCCCUCCAAAAUUGAGCUAUUGGUUGUUCGAGACGAACGAGUUUGUUGCAUUGCUCCUGAAAGUUUCGGGUGUAUAACGCGAGAACUGCCAGAUCCACUCUUCACAUGCCGCAGAACGUUUCUCCAAAACAGAACCAUUAAGGUAUUCAUCUGGAUCCUUGGUAUCAGUGCACUGCUCGGUAAUGGCUUUGUGAUCGUCACGAGGUUGAGGAACAAACCUUCAACAGUCACUGGUUCUGUGCAAUCAACCUUGAUCAGCAAUCUGGCCGUUUCGGAUUUCCUGAUGGGUGUUUACAUGUUGAUCCUUGCAGUCAUGGAUAUGUAUAUUGGCGAAGCCUAUUUCUGGGAUGGCAUCGGUUACGAGUGGCGAACCAGCUAUCCUUGUCAGAUUGCAGGGUUCAUCUCGUUACUCAGCACCCAAUCGUCCGUUUUCUUGUUGACUCUGCUAAGCGUUGAUCGCUUCAUUGCAAUCCAGUUCCCAUUCAGUCCGAAGCGUCUGGGUAUCAAGUCCUCCCGUAUCUCUGUUGCGAUUGUGUGGGCUAUGGCGUUGAUUCUCAGCGUAACCUCUCUUCUCUUGAAUCAGCUGGAGCUUGGUGCCUAUGGCCUGAGUGACGUUUGCGUGGGCCUUCCCCUCAUCCGUAAGUUUUCUUCGGUCUAUUCGGAGAUUGACGCCUACACCUUGUCUCGCUUCGGUCAGACCACCCUUAAUUAUCUUGCUUCUGGAACAGCAUCGACAUGGCAAUUCUCCAUUGCUAUCUUCCUUGGAGUGAACCUAAUCAGUUUCCUAGUCGUGUUGUUCUGCUACGCCGCUAUCUUUGUCAGAGUUCGGUUAAGCAGGGAGGCGGUAGGACAGAAGAACAAGGUUACCUCAGAGGUAAAGAUGGCGCUCAAGAUGUUUUUCAUCGUUGGAACCGACCUUUGUUGCUGGAUGCCAAUCAUCACGAUGGGUAUAUUGGUCCAAAUCGAUGUAAUCACUCUUUCCUCCAACGUCUAUGCUUGGUUGGUGGUCUUUGUCCUGCCUAUUAAUUCCUCUCUCAAUCCUUUCAUCUAUACCAUCGUCGAAAGAGUCACGAAAUAGACGACAUUGUUUAAUUUGUAAAUCGUGAUCAUUGUGAUUGAAUUUUUAUUCGAUAUUUUUGUUUUGUUCAGAGUUUACAAUCUACUAUGACUUGCACACAUCAUAAAUAAUCUGCUCGUUCAUAAUUUUCUCUUGAUUUUCUUAAGUAGAUUUUAUUUCGAAAGGGGUAAUCCCCUUACACUUUCGGAUGCCUCUCCUGUAUUGAAUUGUCCGUGGGAUCGAAUUCACUUGAUAUUUUAUGUAUUGAUUUAUUUAAGAACAAUAAAAAAGGCUUGUAAUGUUUUAUUGUUAUUUUUUCAUCAUAAAAUGAUGAUAUAAAAAAAUUGAAAUGUUACAUCAAAUGCAUUUUCUUACAAUUAAGGGAAUACUCGGUAGAAACAUGUUUAUGAUUAUAUGAUUGAAACAAUUAUUGUUACAUUAUGAUAAACACAAAAUGAACAAUACUAAAUAUUCUCAAUGAUUAGUCACAUAUUCAUACAAAUAAAGAACAACAUUGAAUAAUGUUUCAAUUUUAAGAAGAUUAAAAAUUAAAAAUUCAAGAGAAAAAAAGUAUUUUAUUAAAGAUGCGCCACUAAUGCCAGAUCAGUAUCCAGUUGAAUGAAACGAUUCGAAUUCACUGAGAAGUAGUCAAAAUGACAUGAUUUUGACCC